Messenger RNA from Cheilinus undulatus (humphead wrasse), 1518 nucleotides. It is a transcript of the gene hormad1, whose product is annotated as HORMA domain containing 1. The transcript is spliced from 16 exons. The coding region runs from base 134 to 1258 and encodes 374 amino acids. NCBI's taxonomy places the organism in Eukaryota, Metazoa, Chordata, Actinopteri, Labriformes, Labridae. The record is from RefSeq and is a predicted model, not a curated record.
GAACGCGUUGUUAUACAUUUUAAUCAAGCUAGCUUGCUGCCAAACGAAAAAAAAUACAUAUCGAUUGUUUUGUACAGUCGUUUUAAUUGUAUAUUGUUACUAUCUUUUUAUAUUCUUGUGAUUCGCAAAGGCGAUGGCCACUGUUCAACAAGUGAGGACUUCACAGGAUACUCAGCUGUUGCCCAAUCAGGUUCUCUCGGAGCAGCAGUCCUUGAUUGUUACCAAGAAGCUUCUGGCCAUCGUAGUGUCUGGCAUCACGUACCUCCGGGGCCUUUUCCCAGAGAAAGCCUAUGGCAGCAGACAUGUUGAAGAUCAGAAAGUGUUGAUCCUUAGAGAGGAGCGCAGCUGUCCAGGGGCCAGUCAGGUUGUCCAAUGGAUGCAGGGAAUCUUUGAAGCCAUCGAGAAGAAGUAUCUGCGGACAGUCAUUAUGUCUAUCUUCACUGACCAGGACAACCCCCAGAGAGUGACUGAGAUUUACCAGUUUAGGAUCCAGUACACAGCAGAAGGACCACAGAUGGACUUUGACACCAACAACAACAUGAUGUCAAUGUCCAGCGGAAACACUAAGAAGGCCAGCAUCCUGCUGGUGAGGAAGCUCUACAUGCUAAUGCAGAACCUGGGUCCUCUACCAGACAACGUGUGUCUCAACAUGAAGCUGGCGUACUAUGAAGAUGUCACUCCUCAGGACUACCAGCCUCCAGGGUUCAAAGAGGCAGAUGGCGACACCAUGGAGUUUGAGAGGGAGCCGGUCGAACUUCACAUGGGCGAGGUGGUCACUCCUUUCCACACUCUGAAGCUGGACAUGACCACAGAGAGGCACAGACUGGAGGAGGUGGAGGAGAGUGCUUGUGGGACAGAGAGGUGGGUCAUGAAGAUGGAGGCGGAUGGCGUCCUGUCGCAGAGCCCUGUGAUUGAAAACACGGAGAAGCCAGACAUCACCGACAACAACACAGACAUGGAGAACAUGGAGAUCCAAAUGACUCAUCUUGAGAAGAUUGAGAGCUGUGAAGAAGUCACAGAGAUGGGCACUCUGGUGACGAGGACCUCCGGCGUGGAGGUAGGCGUGAAGAGGACCAGGAGUGGACGGAUCAUCAAAUCUGCUACGGAGACAAACGUGACCGUGAGCAACAAGAGGCAGAGAGCUAUGGCAAAGAAAGAGGUUUCUCAGUAUGAAAUCCCCAGCAGCCAGGAAACGCCAUCCUCGACCACAGCGCCUGCGAAGAGAUGCAAGUUCAGCGAGCCCAAAGAGCGCUUCUGAUUCCACAGACCACUGCAUGAUCUGCUGUGAUGAUUCAUAUUCCCCUUAAACACUUGAGGAAAAGGUUGAACAUCUGUUUUACUCCUUUUAGCACUUAUUUUUCAGUUUUGUUGCACUUGUCUGUUUGCCGCACAGUUUAGAUCAGUGCAAUGUUAUGCAACAUAUGGACCAUUUAUAAAAGGAAAAUGCAUCCAUGUUGUUUUUGUUAUGCUUGUUUUACACGUUAUAUUCAGAGUUAAUUAAACAAAAAGAACCUGUAA